GUGUCCCCGGCUCCCGGUUGUUUGGGGCCCGUGCUCCUCGACCUCGGGAGCAGGACUGGCCUAAGACCUCGAGGAUCUGGGUUGGACUUUAAAUUAAGGAGAAGUUUAUCCAGGAAAGUGCUUUCAUUCAAAGAGUAAAUUAAAGAAGACACCGUGGACAGCAGAUGAACAAGGCAUUUGUGUCCUGAAGAAGUCACAGAGAAAUAACUGUGGUGCGAGAAGAGAGUGGGCACGUAGGAGAAAUCGGACCUGGUGUGAUAUUCUUGUCACAAAAGAAUUAAGGAGGAAGACAGAAGACACGUUUCCAGAGAAUGAAAGAGUGCAGUGUCAAAAUGGAGACCAGCGUUUCUGAGAUUCAAAUAGAGUCUAAGGAUGAGAAGAGACCAGUGACAGCCAGUCCUCAGAAAGAGAGGCAGGAGAGAAAAACAGCCACACUAUGCUUCAAGAGAAGAAAGAAAGCGAACAAACCAAAGGCCAAAGCUGGCUCCAGGACUGCUGAGGAGACAAAGAAGCAUGCCCCAGAAGCUGGGGGUUCUGGUCAGCGGCAACCAGCGGGCGCCUGGGCCUCCAUCAAACACCUUGUGACACACAGGAAAAGGUCGGAGUCUGCAAAGAAGCAGAAGCCAUCUGAGGCUGAGGUGCAGCCUGAGGAUGGAGCUCUUCCUAAGAAAAAGGCAAAAUCCAGACUUAAGAUUCCAUGCAUAAGAUUCUCAAGAGGGGCAAAGAGAAGUCGUCAUUCCAAACUUACAGAAGAUUCGGGUUACGUCAGAGUCCAGGGAGAGGCAGACGAUUUAGAGAUAAAAGCCCAGACCCAGCCAGAUGACCAGGCAGUCCAGACUAGGUCCACCCAGGACCUACAGGAAAGUGUGUUGGUGAGAGAUGGUAAGGAGAUCCAAGAAUCACAUGUAAGCAACAGCGUCCCAUCAGGAGAGAAUGUGAUUGCCAUAGAACUGGAAUUAGAACAUGAGUCUUCCGCUAUCCAGAUGGGAACUCCAGGGCUUGAAAAGGAGGCUAAAGUGAUUAUGGAAAAGCAAAGUGUACAGCCACAGCAAGCAAGUCUACCUGAGAAUUCAGCAGCAGGGAGCCCUUGGCCAGAGACUUCUGCUGCUCCCCCAUCACCGGCAACCACGCAUCAGCAUCAGCGCAGUCAGGAAGAACCCAGUGACGACAUCUGGGAAAGUGCAUCAAGUGGGAAAGAUGACAGAGGGAGAAAGACUGCAGCUGAGGGAAAGAAAUCAGAAGAGACUGCACUGGGCCAGGCAGAGGAAGCUACAGUCAGCCAGGCAGAUAAAAGUAUACUAAGCCAGGCAGAAGUUACAGUGGGCCAUGCAGAGGAAGCUACUGUGAUCCAGACAGAGAGUCAGGCAAAGGAAGGUAAACUGAAACAGCCAGAGGAAGCUAUAGUGGCCCAGGCAAAGGAGAUGGUAUUGAGUCAGGCAAAGGAAGGUAAACUGAGCCAGGCAGAAGAACCUGCAGUCAGGCAGGCAAAGAAAGCAACAGUAGGUCAAGCAAAGAAAGCUACAAUUGGCCAGGCAGAGGAAGCCACGGUUGUCCAGGCAGAGGAAGCCACAGUUGGCCAGGCAGAGGAAGCCACAGUUGGCCAGGCAGAGGAAGCCACAGUUGGCCAGGCAGAGGAAGCCAUAGCUGUCCAGGCAGAAGAAGCUACAGUUAGUCAGGCAGAGGAAGCCACAGUUGUCCAGGCAGAGGAAGCCACGGUUGGCCAGGCAGAGGAAGCCACAGUUGUCCAGGCAGAGGAACCCACGGUUGGUCAGGCAGAGGAACCCACGGUUGGUCAGGCAGAAGAACCCACGGUUGUCCAGGCAGAGGAACCCACAGUUGUCCAGGUAGAGAAACCCACAGUUGUCCAGGCAGAGGAACCCACAGUUGGUCAGGCAGAGGAACCCACAGUUGUCCAGGUAGAGAAACCCACAGUUGUCCAGGCAGAGGAACCCACGGUUGGCCAGGCAGAGGAACCCACGGUUGGUCAGGCAGAAGAACCCACGGUUGUCCAGGCAGAGGAACCCACAGUUGGUCAGGCAGAGGAACCCACAGUUGUCCAGGCAGAGGAACCCACAGUUGUCCAGGCAGAGGAACCCACAGUUGGUCAGGCAGAGGAAGCUGUAUUGAGCCAGGUAAAAGAUCUGAAAGAAAAUGGAAUUGAUACAGAGAAACCAAGAUCAGAAGAAAGCAAAAGAAUGGAGCCAAUUGCUAUUAUCAUUACAGACACUGAAAUCAGUGAAUUUGAUGUUAAGAAAUCUAAAAAUGUCCCUAAGCAAUUCCUAAUUUCAAUGGAAAAUGAGCAAGUGGGGGUUUUUGCUAAUGACAGUGAUUUUGAGGGGAGAACUUCAGAACAGUAUGAAACACUCUUAAUAGAAACAGCUUCUUCUCUCGUCAAGAAUGCUAUCGAGUUAUCUGUAGAACAGCUGGUUAAUGAAAUGGUUUCCGAGGAUAAUCAAAUAAAUACGCUGUUCCAGUGACUUCAUUUCCAGGUCACAGGAAGAAAGGAAAAAAAAAAACCUUAAAAGAUGAAUUCUUUUAUACAUUUGUGGCACUUCUUUCUCAGUAAUGAAUUAGUGGCUUAUCAUCUGUGGACUCUAAAGAUACAGUUCCAGCCCAGAAGUGCUAAAGAACCAGUGAAGGUUGUAAAACUCUUGUCACUGAAACACAAUCAGUUCUGGACUGGAGGGAGUCAGCACAGAUCACAAUGUGAAGUGACUUACGGGAAGGUGAGGAAAUGUCAGGGGAUAGCCCAGUGCUUUGAGGAGGGAAGACUAUUGAGCAUUGGGUAUGGUUCUCUAAUGUCACCUAGUCUGGGUUUCUUUCCAAUGGUUCGACUCUGUGUUAUAGGUGAACACUACGUUCACUUUCCUUUUACAGGGUUUUCCCUGCUGUCUCUAAGGAUGCAUCGGGUAAGUGGGCCUUUCUAGUCUUGAACAAAUUCUGUAUAAAAGCCAUUCACAGGUUCCUUCGGCCAGGCAAAUAGUAACAAGUGUGUAAGCAUAGAUACAGGGAGUGUUUUUGCUCUCCCCAUCGUCCUUCUGCCCAGCAGACCUGUACAUAUCCAUCUGUGAGUAGACCUAUCUUCCCAGAAGUCAAAAGGGAAAUAGUAUUUUUUUUUUUUUAUCCAGGAGGCAAACUUCCCAGAUAGCAAAAGAUUCCCUUAGCAGAGCUACUUUUUAGGGUUUUUUGUUUUCUUUUUCUUUUUAGUUUUUUUUUUCUGUUUAUUUUUUGUUUGCUUUUCCAAGAUAGGAUUUCUCUGUGUA
Molecule: messenger RNA, 3263 nt
Organism: Grammomys surdaster
Lineage: Eukaryota; Metazoa; Chordata; Mammalia; Rodentia; Muridae
Gene: Akap5
Product: A-kinase anchoring protein 5
Exons: 2
Coding region: 312-2477 (721 amino acids)
Biological process (GO): positive regulation of adenylate cyclase activity
Cellular component (GO): excitatory synapse; dendritic spine; dendrite membrane
Molecular function (GO): beta-2 adrenergic receptor binding; glutamate receptor binding; GABA receptor binding
Source: RefSeq, a predicted model, not a curated record